Messenger RNA from Onychomys torridus (southern grasshopper mouse), 1182 nucleotides. RefSeq names its product heat shock transcription factor, Y-linked-like. Lineage: Eukaryota; Metazoa; Chordata; Mammalia; Rodentia; Cricetidae. The transcript has a single exon. The record is from RefSeq and is a predicted model, not a curated record. Gene Ontology annotation, molecular function: DNA-binding transcription factor activity; sequence-specific DNA binding. Gene Ontology annotation, biological process: regulation of DNA-templated transcription. The coding region runs from base 1 to 1182 and encodes 393 amino acids.
AUGGCAGAGGCAUCUUCAGAAACUCUGGAUGCUUCCCCUCACGAUUUGUCGACUGACUCAGAGACCUCCUCCAGCCAUCCUUUGUGUGAUGACACAGGUCAGAGAGACUCGGACUUAUGGGCUAUUAUUGAGGAAAGUGCUUUUCAGAUGCUGGCUCAGCGCUUCUUGAUAAAGAGGCCGCCUCACACCCUCUGUGCUUCAGAGCCAGAUGAAGACAGUAAUUUAUUCUCCAUGACCUUUCCCAGAAAGCUUUGGAAGAUAGUGGGAAGUGACAAAUUUAAGUCUAUUUGGUGGGAUGAAGCUGGGACUUACAUAGUCAUCAACGAAGAACUCUUUAAAAAGGAAGUCUUGGAAAGAAAGGCCCCCUUCCGGAUAUUUGAAACUGAUAGCAUGAAAAGUUUGGUUCGACAGCUGAACCUGUACGGAUUUAGGAAAAUGAGACAGAAUUUCCAGAGAUCUGCUUCUCUCCCUGACUUCCUGGCUGAAGAGAAAGGAGUCUCUGCCUCGUGUAAGUUACAGUUCUACCAGAAUCCAAACUUUCUGCGUGACUGCCCCCACCUUAUGGAAAGAAUGAAAAGGAGAAUCGGGAUAAAGACUGUAUCCCGUGGGGCUGCUCCGGCACUGCCAGAUUUCAAGAACAAACACUUCAGUCCAGACUUGGACAACAUGGAUGACCACAGUCUGGGUGUAGCUGUCCAAACCAGUGAAAGGAAACAAUUGUCCGGUCCUAGCAUUUCAAAUGUGUAUCUGAGACAGAAGCCUUCUACUUCCCAUGGAGGUUCUGAUACAAUGGACGGGAUCAGAAGGGACUUUUCUCUUGCAACAUCGAGCUCCUUUAGAACACCUGAAGAAAUUCUAACACGUCGCCCUGCUCCCUUAAAUGAGGUGUCCCCUCUCCAUGUGGACCCACAGAGAAUCUACACCCAGGCAAACGACAACACUGUGAAUUUCAUUAUAACCUCUAUUGCUCAGAACCACAGGAAUGCGUCUCAUUUGUGGAACAGUUGUCUUGAAAUGCAGGCAGAGCCUUCUCCUUUUCAACCUGGGUAUCCUCAUUUUUCAUCCAGUUCAUCUACGUACUCUGACUCAAAACAGAUUGGUGAACCCAAGUUGCCAAUAUACAAGGAAAGGGUAGCGCCUGCUACCUUGGCAUCCACAUUGAAUCAUCACCCAUCGCCAUGA